Messenger RNA from Lecanosticta acicola, 990 nucleotides. The record is from the annotation of a GenBank genome assembly. NCBI's taxonomy places the organism in Eukaryota, Fungi, Ascomycota, Dothideomycetes, Mycosphaerellales, Mycosphaerellaceae.
AUGUCAAAAACCGUUGACAUAACCUCGCCUUCCCACUUCUCCCAGAUCCUCUCCUCCUCUCGCAUCGUUGUGACAGACUUUUGGGCAACCUGGUGUGGACCAUGCAAAGCCAUCGCUCCCGUCUACGAACAGCUCUCCUCUCAACUCUCCCGCCCAAAUCAGAUCACCUUCACCAAAGUCGACACCGAUGCGCAGAAAGAAAUUGCGCAAACGUACAACAUAACGGCAAUGCCUACGUUCCUGAUCUUCAAGGGAGGAAGAGAGACGAAGAGGAUCAAGGGAGCUGAUCCAAAGGGCCUGGAUUCAGCUGUGAAGCAACUCGCACAAGAGGCAAGUCAGAUGGAGGAUGCAGGUGGUGUUGCAGAGUCAAGUGGAAGCGGUAAUGGAGCAAGAUGGACAGGAGCAGCUGCGCCGAGGAGUUAUGGGGACAUCACAGAUCAAGUCGAUGUUCUGGGUCUGGACUUCUUGAACCUGGAUGGGGAGGCAGGAGACAAGAGAACCGUAUUCGAGGGCAGCAAGCCCAGCACGUUAGACGCGAAGGGAAAGGGGGCUGCUGCAUCGAAGAAGGACUGGAUUGAGAGCGAUACCGACGAGCAAUUGAUGCUGUACAUCCCAUUCCAGUCAACGCUCAAGCUACACUCUGUGCACAUCACUAGCAUUCCCGGCGACAGCGAAGAUGUCAUGCGACCGAAAACUCUGCACCUGUACACGAACCGAAGCCACGUUCUCGGGUUCGACGAAGCAGACGACACACCUGCGACGCAAACCAUAGAGAUCAAGGAAAGCGAUUGGGACUCAAAGACCCAAACCGCCAAAGUCGAACUUCGCUUCGUCAAGUUCCAAAACAUCAGCAGCGUGACGGUCUUCGUUGCAGACGGCGAUGGCGAUGCGGAGAAGACGCGGAUAGACCGAUUACGGUUGUUUGGUGAGAGUGGUGAGAAGAGAGCCAUGGGCAAGCUGGAGAAGAUUGGAGAUGAGCAAGGCGAGUGA